AUGGACAUAUCAAGGUUUAUGGUCUAUAUGCAGCAGGUUGAAGAGGAGAAGCUGAGGAAAAAAACGAGUAUAGAAGAAAGAAAGCUAAGAGCAGGAAUGAGUCUGGGCAACAGAAAGAAUUCACAGAAUUUCAAGGCCAGACCAGCACAGUCCCAAGGUAGUAUGGCACAAGAAGGUAGUUGGGCUCUUGUAUGUGGUAGAAACCACGCCAGUAAGUGUCGUGAUGGCCAGUCAGGUUGUUUCAAGUGCGGGAAAGAGGGAAACUUCAUGAAAGAGUGUCCUAAGAAUAAGCAAAGUAGUGGAAAUUCGGGAAACAGAGUCCAAUCUUCAUCAGUUACUCCACCUGAGAGGGCUGCACCUAGAGGAGCCACUUUCGAUAUUGUCGGAGGGGCAAACUGCCUCUACACAAUCACUAGCCGCCAAGAUUAA
This is a messenger RNA of Solanum pennellii, 429 nucleotides long. RefSeq lists its product as uncharacterized. The record is from RefSeq and is a predicted model, not a curated record. Lineage: Eukaryota; Viridiplantae; Streptophyta; Magnoliopsida; Solanales; Solanaceae. Gene Ontology annotation, molecular function: zinc ion binding; nucleic acid binding. The transcript has 2 exons. Bases 1 to 429 code for a protein of 142 amino acids.